ACGAAAAAGAAAAUAACAAAAAGCAAGAAGAUCUCCUUUUUCCCUUCCCAAUAUCACACCAAUCAUCCAAAAACCCGUCUUUUUCACUUCGAAGAAAGGGUUUUUGUAGGGUUUUUCAUAUCUUUUAUAUCUUUCCCCACUUCCUCCAUUCAAUUUCUCAGCAAAAACAACGAUAAAAAGGCAAAGGAAAAAGAGAAAUGGGUUCGUUGAGAGACGAACAGGGUGAGGAAGAUAGAGUAAGGGCGAGAGAAGAGAAGGAAGAGGAAGAGCCCAUACUGAAACAACAAAACCAGAGGUUUUGCAUGUUUCCCAUUAGAUAUCAACCGCUUUGGGAGAUGUAUAAGAAGGCUGAGGCUAGUUUUUGGACUGCUGAGGAGGUUGAUCUCUCACAAGAUGUUCAGCACUGGGAAACCUUGUCUGAUUCAGAAAAACACUUCAUAAGCCAUGUGCUGGCCUUUUUUGCUGCAUCUGAUGGGAUAGUUUUAGAGAACUUGGCUGCAAGGUUCCUAAAUGAUGUUCAAAUUCCAGAGGCUCGCGCAUUCUAUGGAUUCCAAAUUGCCAUGGAGAAUAUUCAUUCUGAAAUGUACAGCUUGCUUUUGGAGACAUAUAUCAAGGAUUCUAAAGAAAAACAUAGAUUGUUCAAUGCUAUCGAAAGCAUCCCUUGUGUCAGUAAGAAGGCUAAAUGGGCUAUGGAUUGGAUUCAGAGUUCCACUUCGUUUGCCGAGAGACUUGUGGCUUUUGCAUGUAUUGAAGGAAUCUUCUUUUCUGGAAGCUUUUGUGCCAUUUUCUGGCUUAAAAAGAGGGGUUUGAUGCCUGGUUUGACAUUCUCAAAUGAGCUUAUAUCUAGAGAUGAGGGGCUUCACUGUGAAUUCGCUUGCCUUCUUUAUGGGUUGCUCCGGAAGCAACUUAAUUGGCAAAAUGUCCAUCAUAUUGUGAACGAAGCAGUGAAAAUCGAGACUGAGUUUGUGUGUGAGGCUCUUCCUUGUGCACUUAUUGGCAUGAACUCAACACUCAUGAGCCAGUACAUAAAGUUUGUGGCUGAUCGUCUUCUGGUUGCAUUGGGCUGUCAAAGAAAGUACAACGUGGAAAAUCCUUUUGAUUGGAUGGAAUUUAUAUCUUUACAAGGAAAAGCCAACUUCUUCGAGAGGAGGGUCGGUGAAUAUCAGAAAGCAUCUGUUAUGUCGAGCCUUCAAAACGGAGGUAAAAACUACGUUUUCAAACUAGACGAAGACUUCUAAGUCCCCCCCAUUGGUCUAGUUUCCAUUUUGUUUUUUUCACCUAGAGUAUUAUAUAGAUGCCACCAAACUAGAUUGAGACUUCUAAAUCGCCCCAUUGAUUCUAUAGAUGCUGCCAGUGAGUAUCAAAACAUUCUUUGUGGCAACUCUUCUUGUCUAUAAUAUCGUUUCGUCUUGCGGUAAAUUCCGAAACACCGGUUCGAUGCCUGCAGCAAUAAAGCUUAAAUUACAUAUUAUGUAAAUAUA
Messenger RNA from Hibiscus syriacus, 1481 nucleotides. Its product is annotated as ribonucleoside-diphosphate reductase small chain A-like. Gene Ontology annotation, biological process: deoxyribonucleotide biosynthetic process. Gene Ontology annotation, molecular function: oxidoreductase activity. Lineage: Eukaryota; Viridiplantae; Streptophyta; Magnoliopsida; Malvales; Malvaceae. Bases 198 to 1238 code for a protein of 346 amino acids. The transcript is spliced from 9 exons. The record is from RefSeq and is a predicted model, not a curated record.